Molecule: messenger RNA, 930 nt
Organism: Tauraco erythrolophus (red-crested turaco)
Lineage: Eukaryota; Metazoa; Chordata; Aves; Musophagiformes; Musophagidae
Source: RefSeq, a predicted model, not a curated record
GUCCUGGGGCAAAAAUUGUGUCCCAAGGCGAUGGAAAACUAUGUGGCGUCGAUGGUGCUGAGCGCGGUUGGCGACGCUCUGGGCUAUUACAACGGGAAAUGGGAGUUCCAGCAGAGUGGCCCAGCCAUUCACAAGGAGCUGGCGGAGAUGGGGGGACUCGGCAACCUCAGCAUCCAAGGUUGGAAAGUCAGCGAUGAUACGGUGAUGCACUUGGCCACGGCCGAAGCCCUGGUAGCUGCCGGGAAGAACCCAAGUUUAGAGCAUCUCUAUUCCCUCAUUGCAAAGAACUACAAGGAGUGUAUGAAUGACAUGAAGGGCAGAGCUCCAGGUACCAUGUGUAAGGAAAACGCGCUGAAGCUGGAUCCGGGGCGGCCGGACGGCUGGAGGAUCCCGUUCAGCCCCCGCGCGGGAGGCUGUGGGGCCUGGGCGGGCGCCGGCGCGCCCCCGCCGGCCUGGGGGAAGGGGCUGCUGGAGGUGCUGCCGCGGGCCAAAGCCUACGUGCAGGACACCGGCUUCUUUGUGAAGGAGAACAUGGGCCAAUGGCACUACUUUGAAGAGCAAUGGGAAAAAUACCUGGCGGAGAGAGGCAUAUCAGACGGGGUCUCGCCGCCCACCUUCCCCCCCAAGUACGGCGUGGAAGAGAGAGACUUGUUCUACCCCUCCCUCAGCUACGACGGCUGGGGGGGCAGCAGCGGGCACGACGCCCCCAUGAUCGCAUACGAUGCGCUGCUGGGUGCGGGGGACUCCUGGGCAGAGCUGGCUCACCGGGCUUUCUUCCACGGGGGCGACAGCGAUUCCACCGCCGCCAUCGCAGCCGGCUGGGGGGGAGCCGUGCAUGGCUUCCGGGGGGGCAGCGCUUCCCUCUACACCCACCUGGAGUACAGGGACCGCCUGGAGCAGGUGGCCAAGGACUUGUAUCGCAUCACCUAG